UUUCCUGAGAUGGCAGUUUCCUUUCACCUUUUACGAAAGUUUCAGAGAAAGAAAGGACUGUGGCGCUCUCCAAACCUGACCAUGAUUUCGCCGAGUUGUUUUUCUGUUGGAUGUUAGAAGUGGAAAUUUUCCCGGCGUAACCGCCCCUGUUUCGACAGAAUCUCUGAUAAGAGACCUUUACAAAUUGUGAGGAGCCAGUCGUCAGAGGGCAAACCCCCUGGAUAGCGGUAACGCGGGACCCAAAACUGACCCAGCUAAAGAUUCAUUAUGACCAUCGGCGUAGAGAGAUUAUUCGACGAGCUUGGACACUUCAAACGGUACCAAGCAUGUCUGUAUUUCGCAGCCGUAUUCCAAGCCAUAUCAUGUGGGAUUCAUUAUCUCGCCUCUGUGUUUUUGGUCGAGACGCCAAAGUUCCUCUGUGGCGUAGAGAACAUCACUGAUGUUCUGUUCGUCAACCACACGGCGGCAUCGCUUCAGGACAUCUGGUCCUUGUAUUCUCCCGGUAAAGGGCCCGUGGUCGUCCAGACGGCGGCAGGUCAGCAAUGGGAGCUGAGCCAGUGUCAGCGCGCGCUCCGGUUGGACCCAGGAGACGAUCUUCGAUACGUUUUCAAUGGCACAAAGAACGUGGAGGCAACAUGCCCAGGUGGAUUCGUUUACGACUUGAGCGAGGUGCAUCAGAGCAUCGUGACCGACUGGGACCUGGUGUGUGAAAACGCGUGGCUCGCCAAACUCACGCAACCCACCUUCAUGUUAGGCGUCCUUAUUGGCGCGCUCCUCUUCGGAGACGUUGCUGACAGGGUUGGGAGGAAGCCCAUUCUGAUGGCCACCAGCCUGUGCCAGUUUAUGUUUGGAGUGGCGGUGGCCUUCUCAGGAAACUACUACCUCUUUGUGACGAUGCGAUUCCUGCUUGCCAUGGUGUCCAGCGGUUACCUGGUGGUGGUGUUUGUGUACGUGACCGAGUUCACGGGCAGCAAGGUGCGCACGUGGACGUCGCUGCACGUGCACGCGGCCUUCGCGGUGGGCAUCAUGGUGGUGGCGCUGGUGGGCUACCUGGUGCGCGUGUGGUGGAUCUACCAGAUCAUCCUGACGCUCAGCACCGCGCCCUUUCUCCUCUUCUGCUGGAGCUUCCCCGAGACGCCCUUCUACCUGGUGGCCAAGGGACGGCAUCAGGAGGCCCAGCAGCUCCUGGACACCAUUGCCCGCUUCAACGGCCUGCCCGCAACGCUACAGGUGUCUGACCUGCUGGAUUCAAACGCCGCCGAGGGAGCUGCGAUUGAUGAGAAAGUGGCUGAGGCCUCUGGCCCCGCUGCCCACUCUGGCGAGUCCGAGCACAAGAUCAGCAUCUUGGACCUGUUUGGCAGCUGCAGGAUGGCCAUUCGCACGGUCAUCUGCUGGUCCAUCUGGUUUAUCGGCAGCCUUGGCUACUACGUCUUCAGCCUGGGGUCAGUCAACCUCGGGGGCAACCAAUAUGUCAACCUCUUCCUCGUAGGUUUGGUGGAGAUUCCCUCUUACCUGAUUGGCUGUUUUUUGAUGGAUCGGGUGGGCAGGAAGAAGACUUGUGCUCCAGCGCUUCUGCUCAGUGGAGUGGCCUGCAUGAUCGUCAUCGUCGUGCCAAAUGACAUUGCAGUGUUAGCUGUUGUGCUGAACAUGACAGGCAAGUUUGCUGUGGCCAUUGCCUUCGGCCUCAUCUACCUGUACACCUGUGAGCUCUACCCCACUGUCAUCAGAUCGCUGGCAGUGGGCAGUGGCAGUAUGAUGUGUAGGGUGGGCAGUAUUGUCGCUCCAUUCUGUGUGUACCUGGCCGACUUCUGGAUAUACAUGCCACAGCUCAUCGUGGGAGUCCUGGCCUUCAUUAUCGGCGUGCUCACCAUGUUCCUACCAGAGACGCUGGGCCAGCCGCUCACCUCCACACUGGAGGAGGCCGAGGCCCUGGGCACUAAGCCCAGCAAGGGGACAGCCAAGACGGGCAACCCUGCCAGCAACGAGUGCCUGGAGCUUAAUCAGCCCAUGUGCAAGGCUUGAACACAGGGAUGAACCAAGAGGGAGAGAGUGUGUGUGAGAGAGGGGAAAGAGUGUGUCACACACACACACACACACACACACACACACACACAGAUACACACCGAAAACCAAAUGAAAAACAAUGGACAAGAAAAUACCAGAGUGCCGAGCUUGCAAAUGUCCAAAAGGACAUUUGCAGUAUUACUUUAAUUCAAAAAUCUGAACAUAUAGACCGAACCAUCAUAUGCAGAUGUGCAGGAGUAUACACUAUAUAUUUACUUUAAUGCUGUUUCAUGCUGGUGUAUUCAUUGUAUUAUGAAGGAGAUGUGCAUGUGUGUGGGUGUGUGUGUGUGUGUGUGUUUGAAAAAAACUGACGUAGUUUGAUCCAUUGUGGUGGUGUGUAUGUGUACGAGGAGAUGCUGAGAUGAGAAUGCUUGGAAAUGUGUUGUGUUU
Molecule: messenger RNA, 2454 nt
Organism: Alosa sapidissima (American shad)
Lineage: Eukaryota; Metazoa; Chordata; Actinopteri; Clupeiformes; Clupeidae
Gene: slc22a16
Product: solute carrier family 22 member 16
Exons: 9
Coding region: 268-2022 (584 amino acids)
Biological process (GO): transmembrane transport
Cellular component (GO): membrane
Source: RefSeq, a predicted model, not a curated record